UUGACAAGAAAACCCCAGGAUCAGGUUCCCCACUGAUUCCUGAUUUGUUGUAGUCCCUCCCACAGUGACCAUCCUCAUCCGCAUCAGGAGGUGGGGAUGCUGAUGAUGCUGAUGAUCAGCAGCUGCCUCCUCCUCUUUCUCUGCUCCAGCUGAGGGAGGGCUCUUCCUCCGCCUUCCAAGCGUCUGGCUGGGGCUGAAUUUGUGGACGUUCCCUGGGCAGGGAAGCAGAAGCAAAGCAGCAGCAGCAGGGAAGGCAGUGCUUUUCCCCUUCAGUGUCGCCUGCAAAGCCAGGAGCGGUCUCCAGCCUCCCAGCUGGUGUGUGUGUGUCAUUAGCCCAGUGCUUCCCCUGGUAAGGAAUCUUCUGCCAUGGUUGCUUAUGGCCUUCUCACAGGCAGUCAGGAUCCAGUGGCCUUGAGAAGCAUUUCUGUGGAUGUGGUGGUCCAAGGCUUUGUGGCUGAUGUGGUAUCUGAACUUCGGUACCAAAAUGAGGAGGAGAACCCAGUGGAGGUCAAAUUUGUCUUCCCCAUGGCUGAAGAGGCUGCUGUAUAUGCCUUUGAGGGCUUGAUUGGGGGGACACGGAUUGAGGCCCAAAUACGAAAAAAGGAAAAGGCACAGGAGGAGUAUGAGGAUGCCCUGAUUGAAGGCCGUGAGGCUUUCCUGCUUGAAAGAGAAGAAAAUGCCAGUGAUGUCUUUACCUGUGUACUUGGGAACCUUCCUUCUGAUGGGGAGGCCACACUGAAGCUGCACUAUGUCCAGGCGUUAGCUCCAGAGCCUGAUGGGGCCAUCCGCUUUGUCCUGCCUGCUGUUCUCAACCCCCGUUAUGUACCUCAUUGCUCAGAAAAUAAAAGUGUCACUACAUGUAUACCACGAGUGCCCGAGGGUCAGCUUCCAUACACACUCAGCCUCAGCGCCACUAUGAAGUCCUCCUAUGGCAUCAACCGCAUAGAGUCAAAAUGCACUCUUGAUCCCCUGCGCUACAUAACAGAAGACCAUACCGCUGCCCAGGUCUCCUUGGCUGAAGGGCACAAAUUCAAUCAAGAUGUGGAGCUGCUGAUUUAUUACAAUGAUGUUCAUAAACCCAGUGCCCUUGUAGAAGCAGGAAAGCCUGGAGCUGACCCUGGCUCGCUGAUGGGAGACCCAGUGCUUCUACUUACCUUGUAUCCCAGUCUUCCUGCUCCAAAACCUAUCCCGAAUGAUGCUGGAGAAUUUAUCUUCUUGCUGGAUCGCUCUGGCAGCAUGGACUGCAACACUUAUUCACCACGAUCACGCAUCCAGAGUGCUAAGGAAACUUUGCUUCUUCUGCUGAAGAGUCUCCCACUGGGGUGUUACUUCAACAUCUAUGGCUUUGGAACUGAUUAUGAAUCCUUCUACCCGCAGAGUGUAGAGUACUCGCAGCAGACCAUGUCAGAGUCCCUGGAGCGUCUAAAGAAGGUGAAGGCUAAUUUAGGUGGAACUGAGAUCCUGAAGCCUCUGAAGACCAUUUACAAACUGCCCUGUCAGGAAGGUCAUCCCCGUCAGCUGUUUGUGUUCACCGAUGGAGAGGUGGGUAACACAGAGCAGGUCAUUGCUGAAGUUUCUCGUCACAGAAGCUCCCACAGGUGCUUCACCUUUGGGAUUGGCCAAGGGGCCUCCACCUCCCUCAUCAAUGGCAUGGCUCGAGCAGCUGGUGGCAGUGCAGAAUUCAUCACAGAAAAGGAGCGCAUGCAGACCAAGGCACUACAGUCUUUGAAGAAGGCCCUGCAGCCAGCAGUGACAGGGUUCUCUUGGAAUUGGGACUUACCUGCUGGUCUUGAGGCUGUGCUUGUGGGAUCAGGUCCUCAGGUCAUUUUUCCAGGGCAUCGCUGCCUCAUCUAUGCCCAGAUCCAUGGGCAGAAUCAGUCUUCAGGCUCUACAGAGGGCAGUGUUGUUCUUCAGUACACCUUCCAAGAUGAAACCUUAGAGGAGACAAUGAAGUUCUCACUCCAAGUUCAGGAAAGUGACAGGCUCCCUAUUCACCGGCUGGCAGCUCAUGCCCUUUUGCAAGAACUAGAAGGAGCUGCAGAGAAAGAUGAGGAAAAGAAAUGUCUGGCACUUGAAACAAGCCUGAGUUCUGGCGUGGUGUGUGCACAAACAGCAUUUGUGGGGGUGAACAUAGAGAGGGGCAUCCCAAUUCAAGAGCCCCUUCUCCAGCGUGAAGUCCCUCUUGAAUGGUGCUAUCCUUCGAAGCCACGUUUAUUUGCAAAGCGAACAAAACGUGCAGCUAUUGCAACAGUGAAGUUGGAGUCAAUGGAGUUGGAAGCAAUAAAGAUGUGUGUUAAGGAAAGGGACUGUGUACUUCAAACAGUAAACUCCCCAACUUCAGAGCACUAUUCUGAAGAUGAUCCACAUGCCAUAGGCUUUCCAUCUUCAGAUAGUGAGUCUGUGCCAAAAAAGGCAGAAUCCCUUCUCUUGACCCUGAUCUCCUUGCAGAAUGCCAAUGGUUCCUGGCUUCUCAAUUGUGGCCUGGCCAGCAUCCUUGGAUUAGCUGAAGCUGACAUUAUGAGCAAAACACCUGCCCAAGUGGCCCCAAAUGUGUGGGCAACAGUGCUGGCUAUCCUCUGGCUCCACUCCCAUGCUAAAGAACAGAGCAAUGAAUGGGAGCUACUGGAAAUGAAAGCUCUAAGAUGGCUCUGGGCAACAGAAGGACUUCAGCUGGCUGAAUGUAUAAAGGCUGGAAAUGUUCUGCUGGGAACCAGUGUAAGCCUCCAAGAUUUUGGUCUCUGAGCUGCAAUAUGUAAUCCUGCAUCUUAAACUGGGACUUCUGCUUUACUGUGUCUUGCUGUUCCUGAACCUGCUGUUUCUCUACAGUUAUGUCAGUGCCUCCUUCUCCUAGGAUUAUUGCCAAUCUUUAGAGUGCCUUAGUGCAGGGAGUGGGCAAGAGAUAAAUGGUGGUCCGCCACAUGGCUACUGGCUUUUCAGGUGGACCCUUUACUGUAUAGUGCAUAUUGUUACUUUUGCAGUGAGUGCUUGAUUUAAGUGCAUUAUGGCUGAACCUAGCAAACUAGUUACAUUCAAAAGCAAAAAGGCAUUCUCAGAAUUAACACAGAAUGGUGGUGCCUUAACUGUUACAAGAUUCUGAGUUUGCACCCAUGCUUUUUAGUUUUGUAGUAUUUGGGAAUAUAGUACAGUGGAGGAAGGACAUGUCAGAAUGAAGUCAUCUCACCCCUGCCUGAGUCUCUUUCCUCCUUGAUGGCAUGCCAUGAUUUCUUCUCACUCAAGAUGGCUUUCCCGGCCCUCAAAUGCCUUAUCUUAGCAGAGUUCUGUUGCUUUCCCCAAAACUCUCUACAGAACAAUGUUUCUUGAGCAAUACUACUAAGAGUUCCUUCUUUGUCACUGUUCUACAUGAGAACAUUCUGAAAUAGGUUGUCCUUCUCUCAUACUGCAGUAAAUAGGAAUGAUGGAGUGGAUGGUGCACUCCAUAGAGAGGAAAAGCAAGCUACAGAGCCCAGUCUCAUUCCUGCCUCAGCUCCAACAGUUUUUCCAAGACCUUCUCUCUGUCAGUUUUUAAAACGUACCAGUCAAUGAGAUUAAAAAUGAAUAAAUCUUAAAAAUCAAAUCCAGCUCACGACACAACACAAUUAAGAUACAGUGUAAAUUACAGCAAAUUCUUAACGAUAAGAGUAAUUUGAUAAAAGAACCAUGUGUUGGAGGAUCUGUCUCUCUCUCACUGGAGUUCUGCAAGCAGUCUCAACAGCCAUCUGUUAAAGUUGUUUUUGCUCUGGAAUUUCCUGCACUGAGCCGCAAGGUUGGAUUAUAUCACCAACAAGAACCUUUGUAAUUGAAGUGAACUAUUACCUAUGCUAUGCCAAAGUGUGUGCUUGUAGCACUGUUCAGUCACUGAGCCAGAUUAAACUGCAUGAAAAAAGA
This is a messenger RNA of Sceloporus undulatus (fence lizard), 3885 nucleotides long. RefSeq names its product von Willebrand factor A domain-containing protein 5A-like. The record is from RefSeq and is a predicted model, not a curated record. The coding region runs from base 367 to 2742 and encodes 791 amino acids. The transcript has 20 exons. Lineage: Eukaryota; Metazoa; Chordata; Lepidosauria; Squamata; Phrynosomatidae.